AUGAGUGAUACAUACGUUGUUGUGGGAGCUGGUAUAGUUGGAUUGUACACAGCGUACUCGCUGGUAUAUGAAGCUGGCGUCAGUCCAAAAAACAUAAGCAUAACUGCAGCUUAUAUUCCAGGCGAUCAGAGCAUUAACUACACCUCUCCUUGGGCCGGUGGUAAUUUUUCAUGCAUUAGUCCCGGGGAUAAAAAAUCUCUUUCCUACGAUCGCUAUACCUACACCCAUCUGGCUGAGAUCCAGAAAAAACUGGGAGGUCGGUCAUGUGGUCUGGACAUGAGGCCAGCUACAGACUACUUCCACAAAUAUCCUCCGGCCAAGAAAAUGGAGUCGCUGAAGGAGUACGUGAAAGACUUCCGCGUUCUCGACGAAAGUGAGCUGCCUAAGGGAAUUGCUUUUGGAAUUAGCUACACCACCUGGAACUUUAACUGUCCCCUGUUCCUGCAAAAUUUGGCCAGUUACCUAGAAAACCUUGGUGUGACUAUCAUCAAGAAAAAACUCGAGCAUUUGUCACAAGCCUUUCUAUCACCAAACACUAAGGUGGUUUUUAACUGCACCGGAAUUGGUGCAAUAACUUUGGGCGGUGUGAAGGAUACAAAUGUGUAUCCUACGCGUGGGCAAGUCGUGGUCAUCAAAGCUCCACAUAUACAAUUUAACAUGUGUUUGUGGACCAACGAAUCUGCAACCUACAUAAUUCCUCGGCCGAACUCUAACGGAGAGCUCGUGAUGGGAGGAUUUUUGCAAAAGGGUAUCAGCACCGGCGAUACUUUCAAGCAUGAGACUGAGGAUAUCAUCAAGAGGGCAACUAGUAUGGCACCCCAAAUUCUAGAUAGACCUCUGGACGUGGUGAGAGUGGCUGCAGGACUUAGACCUUCGCGUCAUGGAGGGCCUCGAAUUGAGGUCGAGGAAGUCGAAGAUGGAAAACUCGUAAUCCAUAAUUAUGGAGCUUCUGGGUAUGGGUACCAGGGAGGAUGGGGCAUGGCGCAUGAUGCGGUCAGAUUGCUUAUCAAAGCGCAACGGGGAAGCUCGGCGGUAUUAUAG
Ogataea haglerorum is the source of this 1041-nucleotide messenger RNA. RefSeq lists its product as uncharacterized. The record is from RefSeq and is a predicted model, not a curated record. NCBI's taxonomy places the organism in Eukaryota, Fungi, Ascomycota, Pichiomycetes, Pichiales, Pichiaceae. The transcript has a single exon. Gene Ontology annotation, molecular function: D-amino-acid oxidase activity; FAD binding. The coding region runs from base 1 to 1041 and encodes 346 amino acids.